GAAGGUAGAGAGGAGAGGAGGGGAAGAGGAGAAGAGACCAAAAAGAUAAGGCAGAAAACCACAAGAGAGGGAAACCGUAGGCCAUGUUAAUAUGAGGACAGGAAAGAAAAGUGGAGAGAUACGAGGAUGAGGAGAAGAAAAACCAACCAGAAGAGCACAAGCAGCAUCCAGCGAGACAAAUCUCUAAGAUGACACUGAGUUAAGUAACUGGUGGAGAUGAAUCAAACGCUCCUGACAGAUUCAGAGGGCGGAAGAAGAAAGUGUAGGUCAGCUUUUAACAGCUGAGACGAAGAAGAACAAGAGGAAGGAGGUGCCAAACAGAGCAUGUAUGAUUGUCUCUGAAGAAUUAGGAUUUCCUAAAUCACCAAAGGAGGACAUGAUCCUGGAUCCACCCCAUGAGCUCAAGGAAUUGUUUUAUCUCUGGAAAGCAAGUGGAUAAACUUCUAGUCUGACUUUAAGCCUCUCCUCUCCGGCCACAAUGCCUGAACGAGUAAACAGUUUUCAGGGUCAAAGCUUUCACAAGCUGAGGCGGGCCUGCUUGCGUCGAGGUGCCCUCUUCAAGGAUCCCCUGUUCCCCACAACUGCCCAGUCCCUCUUCUACAAGAGGGAGACCCCGCCGGGACUGACCUGGAAGAGGCCGAGGGAGAUAUGUAAGGACCCCCGUCUGUUUGUUGAUGGCAUCAGCACUCGUGACUUGCACCAAGGCAGCCUGGGUAACUGUUGGAUGGUGGCUGCCAUUUCCUGCUUAGCAUCUGAGCCAUCUCUGUGGAAGAAGGUGAUCCCCGACCAUGUGGAACAGGAGUGGAAUCCAAAGCAUCCUGACCUGUACGCAGGAAUCUUCCAUUUCCGGUUCUGGCGACUUGGCUGUUGGAUGGAUGUAGUUGUGGACGACCGUCUGCCGGUUAACGGGGAUGGAGUGCUGCUCUUCUGCCGCUCAGCCACACCACGAGAGUUUUGGAGCGCCCUGCUGGAGAAGGCCUACGCCAAGUUAAACGGCUGUUAUGAGGCCCUGGAGGGAGGAAACACUGCAGAGGCACUGAUCGAUUUCACUGGUGGGGUUUCGGAGCCCCUCAGCCUGGACCAUGAGGCCCUCAGCCUGCACACUGACCAGAGGAGGGCGUUCUUCCAGGUGCUGGCCAAGUGCCACGAACGCAAAGCCCUCAUUACCUGCUCCAUACGGCCAGCAGAGGGGGAGACAGUGGAGUCGGUGCUGGACUGUGGUCUGGUACGAGGACACGCCUACGGGAUCACAGCAGUAAGGAAGGUGAGGCUGGGGGAAAAGCUGCUGAAGACAGGUGGGAUGUCCCGACUCUUCAUGGUGCGCAUGAGGAACCCGUGGGGGACCACAGACUGGACGGGAGCCUGGAGUCAGGGGUCGCAGCAGUGGCAACAGAUGAGUCGUGCAGAGAGGGAGAAGAUGGGCCUCAUUGUUCGAGACGUCGGGGAGUUCUGGAUGGAGUUCAAGGAUUUCUGUCACUACUUCACAGAUGUGGUGGUGUGCCGGCUGGUGGAGAGGGCUCUGCUGUGGCCGAGCUCUCACUGGAGGGAAGUGCGGCACUAUGGGGAGUGGGGUCCGGCUCCCACUUCCCCGGGAACACCUCCAUCCACCGUCCUCCACGGCAACCACACGCUGAGCUUGGGGAAGAGCAACAGCAAACCCGGAGGGACCAAGCAGCGAGGUAACUGGAAGGAGGCCAGACUUGGGGAGAGUCAGCAGGAGGGAGGGAAAGGAGGAAGGUGUCAGCGAGAUAAGGCUGUGAAAGAAGUGACAAAGGAAGAUGAUAGUGGAGAGGUGGGAGGAUGGGAGGCACAGACGGAUAAGAGGAGUCGAUGUGGAGGAUGCAUCAACCACAGAGACACUUUCCUACACAAUCCACAGUUCAUGUUUGAGGUGAAAGGCAAAGAGGAGGAGGUGCUGAUCUGUCUGCAGCAGGAGGACAGGAGGAUACGGAGGAAAGACGGGGAGGGAGAAAACCUGCCUAUCGGCUUUGAGGUGCUGAAGGUGGAGGUGAACCGCUGCAGCCGGGUGCAGUGUGUGGUGGAGCAGGCGGCCAGCUCGGUCUACAUGGACUCCCGCAGUGUGACGCUGAAGGGGACUCUGGCUCCAGGCCGCUACGUCGUGCUGCCCACCACCUUCCUGCCAGGCGCCACGGGACGCUUCCUUCUACGUCUCUUUUCCCAUUCCCACGUCCAACUCAGGGAAUUGAGGGAGGAUUUGCCGUCUCCCUCUGUGUUCCAGUGUUUUCUACCUCAACCCACUUUGGUGACCACAGUCCACCUCCGCAGGGCGUCAGGACUCAGCUCUCCCAAACAGACAGCUCCAGAUGUGUACGCCGUAGUGCGCUGUGAGAAUGACACCAUAAGGACGCGGGUUUUCAAGGCGGAGGGAAACCCUGAGUUCAACCUCAGAGCCCUCUUCUACAGGAGAUACCCCAGCACACACAUCUCUAUUGAGGCUACGUCUUGUUGUGUGCAGUUAUGGAGCAGAGGUCUGCUGUGGGACUCGGAGGUCGGCGGGGCUCGACUCCAGACGGCGGAGUCUGAGAGGAAUCAGAGCCGUGUGAUUGAGCUACGAGGCGGCCAGUCCCGCUCAGGAUACCGACGGUGCAUCUACGUUGAGACGUCCUCCAGCGUCUGCCUCACAGACUUGUGAGAGCAUCGUCUGGUUGCCCUGGUAACUACAUCAAGCCAUGGCAACCGCAGUCCUCUCAGGUGGAAGUUGAUGGACAAACAGCAGUUCUGAUGAACUAAUUCAUAAACCUCGCGUGUUUGACAGAUCCUAAAAAUAUAAACAACAAAGGUGCUUUAGUUGCAUUGACACAUUUUGCACUUAUAGAGGUAUUUCAAAUUAAAACUGAGUAAAUACUGUCUCAGCAAAGUGACUGUGAGUGAGAGUAAAUUAAGUUGUUAUUAUUUAAAAGAUGUUCUGUGGUUAUCUGCUGGACAGAUAUGCAGGUCGACCUUCGUGACUUCAGCAGUCUUUAAAAAAAAACUAACUGCUGCCAAAAUAUGUUUUUUGUGUGUUAUUAUAUUUAAUAUAUUAUUAGUUCUGUUGUUGUCAUGUGUUUUUUUUUUGCUGUUGUUGUUGCUGUCAUUAAAACGGUUGUAAUUUUUACAAUUAUUAUGUAAAUAUUCAUUUGCAUUUGUGUUUUGAAAACAUUUUCUUAAGAUUAAAUAAUUGUGUGCAUGUUUUCAUUUUCAUUAUUAUAGCUAAAUAUCACAAUUUAUUAAAGUCAAUUUAUGUCAUGUUUAAAUUAUUAAACUGAUACGACACACACUUUAGCAUUCAGCCCAGACAGAUUUGUUGCAACAGGUUUGCAUUCCUGCACAUGUCUCUUCAUGAAAUUUUGCUGACUUCACAUGGCCUCCUAUCUUUAGGUGAUUAGACAAGACGAAAAUGAGUAGACAGAAAAUGUGCACUAUUGAAGUGUGAGAGUGAAUGUUUGAGCAUAGAUGGCAAUGCAAAGGCAGAAAUGUUGCAUUUUGAGAUGUUGUGCUCGUCUAACCUUAAAAUCAAACUUAAAAAGAGAAAAUAAGAGAAUUAAAGAGCAUGAACAUUUUGCUGAUAUACUCUUUUACAAAAUUACAUUUCUACCUUUUUAAUCAUAUCAAGAUACACUGUCACAGACUUGACUGCAACAUUACUGCAGCUGAUACCAUUCAGGGGAAUGCAGUGUAGCCACAGCU
This is a messenger RNA of Siniperca chuatsi (mandarin fish), 3687 nucleotides long. Its product is annotated as calpain-5-like. Lineage: Eukaryota; Metazoa; Chordata; Actinopteri; Centrarchiformes; Sinipercidae. The transcript has 14 exons. The coding region runs from base 479 to 2653 and encodes 724 amino acids. Gene Ontology annotation, cellular component: cytoplasm. Gene Ontology annotation, biological process: proteolysis. Gene Ontology annotation, molecular function: calcium-dependent cysteine-type endopeptidase activity. The record is from RefSeq and is a predicted model, not a curated record.